Messenger RNA from Bombina bombina (fire-bellied toad), 1694 nucleotides. RefSeq names its product RNA-binding protein EWS. Gene Ontology annotation, biological process: regulation of DNA-templated transcription. Gene Ontology annotation, cellular component: nucleus. The coding region runs from base 644 to 1513 and encodes 289 amino acids. Gene Ontology annotation, molecular function: transcription coregulator activity; RNA binding. The transcript has 8 exons. NCBI's taxonomy places the organism in Eukaryota, Metazoa, Chordata, Amphibia, Anura, Bombinatoridae. The record is from RefSeq and is a predicted model, not a curated record.
UUGAGCAUUACAAAUGGAUAGUGUAACAAUGAUUCCCUUUUUCCCCUUCUAUAGAAUUUUAACUAAUUGUAACUCUUGGUCACCUCCAUACUAUGGUGUGCAGACAUUUUUACGGGUCUGGCCGGCAUUAUGUAAAAGGUAUACAUGGUUAAAUGAUUGUACAGUGGUAAAAGCAAAUAAGCAGAGUUGUGUGUAGUAUGGGGAUGAGUUGAAUUGAAGUUAUGGACUGGUUUCAAUGCCUCAAUUUGAGGUUAAAGCUAUACAAAUAAGGGCACCCAAUUGCACAGUUUUUGGUUUGAAAAAGUAUUAAUUCAUUUUGCCCAGCCCUGUACCCUUUUUAAAAGGUUGUUCGUUAACUGCUGCCAUCCUGCUUUGUAUUUGGUAGCAGUGUAUGUGCCGCUGUCCUCCAUUUUGAGGACUGAUGCCGCUGUGGCUGUGAAAGGUACUAUUGCAGCACAGAUAUGCCAGCAAUGCUUAAAUCUUGCCCCUCAACUGUGCCCUGGAAGCCCCAAUUAUUUUUGUUUGUAAAUGGUAGAUUGUGAUUGUGUUUAGGGAGGGGUGCACUUGUGUACUAACUUUAUCAUGUACUUUUAAUUUGACAGGGCUCUUGGAUGACGUCCCUGAUCAUGACCUGGGACCACCUAUGGAACCAGAAGAGGAACCAGAGAACAAUACCAUCUAUAUGCAGGGGCUGAAAGAUAGUGUGACUGUAGAAGAAAUAGUAGAGUACUUCAAAAAAUCUGGUGAGAUUAAGAUUAACAAGAGGACUGGGCAACCAGUGGUCAACAUUUUUACAGACAAGGAAACUGGGAAGCCUAAGGGAGAUGGAACAGUAUCAUUUGAAGAUCCUCCCUGUGCAAAAACUGCUGUAGAAAUGUUUGAUGGUAAAGAGUUUCAGGGUAAUAAGUUAAAGGUGUCAAUGGCUCGCAAGAAAUCCCUGCUUGGUAGCAUGAGAGGUGGAAUGCUUCAACGUGAUGGUCGAGGACAGCCUCCCCUCUUGCGUGGAGGUCCCAUGGGCCGAAUGGGUGGCAGAGGCGGAGAGCGUGGAGGAUUUAUGCCAAGAGGCCCACGUGGACCACGGGGUAGCCCAGUUAACAUCAAUUCACAACACAGGGCUGGAGACUGGCAGUGUCCAAACCCUGGCUGUGGAAACCAAAAUUUUGCCUGGAGAACAGAGUGUAAUCAGUGCAAGGCUCCAAAACCUGAGGGCUUUAUCCCACCUCCCUUUCCACCACCAGGUGGUGAACGUGGAAGAGGUGGGCCGGGCAUGAGAGGUGGAAGAGGUCUAAUGGAUCGAGGAGGACCAGGUAUGUUUAGAGGUGGCCGUGGAGGUGACAGAGGUUUCAGAGGUCGUGGAAUGGACAGAGGUUUUGGUGGAGGAAGGCGGGGGGGCCCUCCAGGACCCCCUGGACCACUGAUGGACCCAAUGGGAGGAAGAGGUGGAAGACGUGGUGGCCCCGGAAAGAUGGACAAAAGUGAUCAUCGCCAGGAACGCAGGGACAGGCCCUACUAGAAGCCCUUCUUACCACUGGAGCCUCCUUUACUAUCAGAUUUAUUUUUUAAACCAGAAUGUUUUAAAUUUAUAAUUCCAUAUUUAUAAUGUCAGACAUGGAGUCCUCCUGUCGCAUUAUGAUUCUGUCUGUAUCUUUAGUAUUCACAAUUUGUGGAGAUAUUAAAAUGAAAGUUUAACGGUA